Molecule: messenger RNA, 426 nt
Organism: Lactuca saligna
Lineage: Eukaryota; Viridiplantae; Streptophyta; Magnoliopsida; Asterales; Asteraceae
Source: the annotation of a GenBank genome assembly
AUGAACGGUGACCCCCUCGAUCGUCUCCGAUUGACCCCUCAAUCGGCACUCGACCACCAUCAUAAGCCAGGUGACCCCUCAAUCGUCUCCGGUUUACACGUGUUCUAUUUUAGGGCUUUUGAAGAGGAACCCGGGUGCCCUUCAGCCUCACCAUUUUCUUCACUGUUUCUCUGUAAAAAAUCAUCGUCUUCAUGGGAUGCCAAUUAUUUGGGUCCGGCUAAAACUGUUCGGAUCACCGACAUCACCUUCCAAUUAGGGCUUUUGAAGAGGAACCUAGGUAAGCGAAUCCCCCCUCUCUCCGCCGUAUGCCGUCGAGUCCAUGUGAAGCCUUGGCCCGGUGACCUUCGUACCCCAUCGUUACAGGUGUCCUUCUUGAAUCUGCAGGUGCCCUUCAGCCUCACCAUUUUCUUCACUGUUUCUCUAUAA